GGAAAACAGACGGUUUACUUAUCUCUCUGCUCUCUUCGUGUCUUAAAGUUGUAAAAAUCCACAUUUAUGAUCAUUAUGAACGUCUUUCCCACCGUGGAGCCCCUUAAAUUCAUCUAUCUAGAUAUUUUUGGAGAUUCUGUUGCUUUAAAGAUUGCACAAAGUGUGUUUAUCACAUUUCAUGGACGAGGCCUUCCCUUAAACAUGAGGUGAGUGAGAGUUAAAUUUGAUUUAUUUAGAGGUAAUUUUGACUCUUGUAGACUAAAUGUUCACCUGACCUCUUCUCAUUAGGUUAUUAUCACCUCAAACUGACCUAAACCUGAAGAACAGAUGAUGGAGAGAUGAUCUCUGCUGGGCUGGAAUGAAGAGGAGGAGGUACAUGAUGAUACAAUAAUGAGAUAACACACACACACACACACACACACACACACACACACACACACACACACACACAGGAAACUGCCAGUACACUCUGACCCAAAGAGCGCGCUGAAACACACCUCAUCCCUUUCUGCGCUUCCCUCCUUUUUUAGAAAGUUUAAAUAAGUGAAAAUAUUCAGUUCAGAUGUAUUCGGGUUAAUGAAGGUCAGCUGUCCUGUCAGUCAUUUAAAUCAACACUAAGGAAUUUUUUAUUUCUGUCCAUCAAUCUGAAAUUGUUUAGAAAGACAAAAUGAUAAAAAAGUAAAUAUUAAAGUACAAAAAUAAAAAUAAAGUCAUGUCUGUGCACAUUAAGUCUUUUACAAUCAUGUUAACAUCCAUGUUUACCUGCCGUCUCUCUAUCUCUUUGCAGCAUUUUUAGCAGACGACCUCCACCUGUUGACAAACCCGGCUGGGAUGAAGUUUCAGGCUGGAAGUCGUGUAAAAGGUAAAUCUUUAUUCCUUUAGUUUGAGUUCUACAAAUCAAGUCAAAACCUUCUCAAAAUAACACAUAAGAGUUUUAAACAGAUAGCUGUUUUCACUUUCACAAAUCAGGGAAACAAACAGAGCAAAUAAACUCUGCGUACCUCAGAGUGGAUUCCUGUUUUUACCGAUAUGAAACUCGGAUGAAUGAGAGCAAAUAAAAGUGCUUCAACAGACAGGUAACAGAGUGUCUGUUGAGGAGACUUUAGACAUUUUCAGUCAGUUUUGUGUUUUAUCAAAGUACCAGAUUGAUGAAAACUUAUAAUACAGUAGAGUUUUAUGAAUCGGAUCCUUUGUGGGUCCACGGUGGUCUAGAUCUGGACUUAGAUUUCUUGUGGCUGCAGGUAAGAGCUCUCAGUGAGUUUCCGUUCCCACUGAGCAGACACAGGGAGUCUGUGUUAUGUUCAGGGAGGGUGGGGGGACGUGUGGGGGUUUGCUUUCUCUUUCUGACUUCAGGUGCCAGGCAACCUCUCUGCCCUUCACAUUCCCAGUAUCGGUCAUGUGACCUGCGUUUGGCCGGAGCCAGGAAAGCAUGACCGAACUUUUUUUUUUUUCCUCUUUACAAUCAGACAGGGUUUAGUUUCUGAUGAAAUCCAGUUCUAGUACCGCCUCAGGACCUUUUUGUUUUACCUGCUGUUUACUUUCUGUUUUUGUUUGCUGUAGUUAAGUGACGACUUUAUUCCCCUCACACUCUUUAAACGUUUAGGAUGAAAAACAAAAGAUUUCGUUCAGACAUGCUGUAUGUUUGAGAGAAAGAAAUCCUGUUGUUGUUUUCUUCUUAUUGUUUGAGAGGUUCACCUGUUUAAGGAUCAAUGAUUAGCUGAUCUGUGACCAAACAUGCCUGAGGCUCUGAAACAAGUGACUGGAACAGCACACCGAGAAUCAGCUCUGUCUGAACCACAGAGAGAGGAAGGAGCUUUAUCUGCUCGACAUUCUUUAGGUUGUUCUGAGUCAUUGUGAUUCAGUCAGUAUCACUGUGUGUUUGUGAGAGGGACAAACAGGCUUCUGAACAGUUUAAAAUCAUGUUGUAUGUAGUUUAUUAGUAAUUUAUUUUUGAACCAAUGUUUCAUCAGGAGUAUUCGCUGGUUUUAUAUCGCUCAAAAUUUAACCAACAAAUUUUCCCAGGUGACCCUGAUUUAAACUUUUCUGCCCCAAAGAGUCUCAACAAUUUAAAACUCCGGUGACGAAGUUCUGGUCCGUGUCAGUGUCAGCUCUCUUCAUCCGGACUGUUCACUGGAGUCUGUCAGUUAUUGUGGAUAUUUAAUGUGAAAAAUGUAAAAACAGGGUCUCACAUAUUAUAUUAAAGAAACCAGCAAUAUUGUUUCCUUUUAUAUUUACAUGAACUUCAUAAACGUCUGAAAAGUCUUCAUCGGAGCUUUAAAGCUCCUGUCAGGAACUUUUGGUUGAUGCCAACUUUGGCGCCCCCUGUGGACAAAAGCGUCUGAAGUUGUGUGUUCUGACAUGAAAUCUCUUCAUCCAAACUCUUCAUGAUGGAGUCUGUCAGUUUUUUUGGAUAUUUAUUUUAAAAAAAUGUAAAAACAGGGUUGUUUCCCCAUCAUACGGGUCUUUUAGCCAUUAAAUAUUACAUUAGAGAACGAUCAGUCUUGUUUCCUUUUAUAUUUACAUAAACGUCAUAAACUUGUAAAAAGUCUUCAUCGGAGCUUUAAAGCUCCUGUCAGGAACUUUUGGUUGAUGCCAACUUUGGCGCCCCCUGUGGACAAAGCCGUCUUUGCUUCUCUUGUGCUUUACUUGUUUAAAAAAAAAUCACAUUUUGCUGAGUUUUGACAGCCGAAUAUCAUUAAUUGUGGACAUAUGUAAAAACAGGGCCGUUUCGUCACCUCCCCCCUCGAGCUGGUUUCAGGUUAUUAAAAUAAUGAAGUACAAACAGUGAAUGUUAAAGUUGAUGGUCUGGUUUGCUUUAAUUAACAUUGACAAACAUCAAUAUGAACUGCAGUUUAUUUUAGAAAUGCAAAAAAAAAAAACCUUAAAGGAGCUUUAAUAUAAUCACAAAAUAUCUGAUCAGAUUUAUUUAUAAAACACAUUUAAAAGAAUUAGAAGAAGAUUAAAAUGAAACAAGAAAAACUGCUUCACUCAACAGCUCUUAACAAACCACAAUUAAAUUUUGAUUUAAGAUGAUCUGUUUAAUUUCAAUAAAUAAAACAGGUGUUUGUGUCAUCAAAUGAACAUUUUUAUCCUUCUUGACCUGUGAAUUCCUAAAACUCUAUUUUUAUAAAUGAAACAGUCCGUGGUUGUAGUUCUCUAAAUCUGCUUGAACAAAAAUGACUUUAAUGGACAGUCCGUCACAGCUGGUAUCAUAAUGUCUCUGUAAUAAAACAUUCAGAUUAUUUAGUUUAAAGGUGUCUGGAGACGGUUGCAUGUGUCUAAAUCCUGAAAUAACCCUUCGUAAACACGUCCUGAACGUGUCUGACACUCGUCUGAAUGUAAACGAGCUCUCUGAUUGGUCGUCGUCGCUGUAAUCAUGAGCAGAUGUCAUGCAGCUCCUGGUUCUUUGUUUGAGGUGACACUGAUAUAGGACUCGGAGUAAUGUGAUAGGUCUCCUUUCCCAUAUUUACUAUGAGCUCCUCAUGAAUCUUUGAAGCUGUUGGCCUUAUCAGGUGUGACUGCAUGUGUUUGUCAGACAGGUGGAAACGCUGGCUGUGAGCUCCGGGCUGAUGGGCCACCGUGAAGAAGAAGAAGAUAACAACGGGCUGUUUUUAUUCUACAUGAACUAAAGAUCAGAGACAGUCAGUAAAGUCUGAUAGACUCUGAACAAAAGGCCUGGUUUCAUUACGUCUGAUUAUUACAGCUGAUACGGGACGAUGAGCGUACGUUAGAGUUUGUGUCAAAGUUAGUAAGCAGCCACUCAUCCAGGUCUGAAGGGUUUAAAGAAGACUUAAUCCUGGAGCCGGUCUGGAGUGACUCACACUUCUUCUCACCUCUGCUCGGUAACCGAUCCUGCGGCUAAUUGUUCAGAGCGUGUGCGGUUAAGUCGUCGGUAACGUAGCCUGUGGGAUUGAAUAACAGGGUUCUCUUACGGAGAAGGCGCCUGAACAGUCAUUUUUCAGGAGUUAGAAGAAAACCUGAAAUAGAGUCUAACCUGAAGAAAUGAAGAAGACAGUUUCAUAAAAAAGUCACUUUUAUUUAAAAAAAACACCUUUAAUAUACAUGAUUGACUGUAAUUGUAUGAUAUGCAGACAUAAUUGCCAUUCUGGAGCUUCAGCGCACACCCUGACCACACUGCACUUAGAGCUGCUCUGAACACAGUGAUCAUCUCUCUGGACUCUUCCAGCUGAUUCAUGAUCCUCAUACUAAACUAUUGACAACAAUAACCCUCUCAUUCAGGAGUGUUUCUGCUCACUCUCCUUGGUUUUGGUUAAGAAAAUACUCCGCAGUAAACAAUGAAGAUGAGACGGGAUAAAAAACGUACAGCUGUACAAUAACGACCGUAUUCAGAGUGCUGACCUUACAAAACAGAGAGAGAACGAGCGAGCGAGAGCGCUAACAUCAGACAGAUUCAGACUCCGACAGGUUUCUUCUCCUCGAUCUUUUCACUCUCUGAAGAACAAGGAGACUAAAUAAAAAAGAUCCUUCAUGGUGGAGUCUCCGUGUUUCCGUCAGCUCCUCACUUCGGUGCUGUUUUUAAUCGAGUCUCUUCCUCUCGGACCUUAAAUCAAACGUAGUCUUUCCUUUCUAACCCGGGACCCCCUGCGGACCGCGGGGCGGAGUAAGCCAUCCGUGAAGGGUUGUAUCUGGUCUCCCGUGGGGGACAGGAGCAGCACAGCAGUCCACCUCCGAGCACCAGCAGGGCGGCGGCCGCCCAGCCGAUGUAGAGAGCGGCGCCCAGCUCCCGGCGCUGGGCGUCGGUGAGGAGAGGGUUGUAGAAGUCCCUGAUGAUGGUGUUGGCGGACCAGGAGACGGGAAUGAGCUGCAUGACUCCAGCGAUGAUGAAGAAGACCCCGGAGAUGAUCAUGACUUUGGCCUUGGACGCCUCGUCGUCGAUACAGUUGGUGCACUUGGCCCCCGCGAUGGCGACGAGCACGGCGAGGAUGGCGAGCAGGAUGGAGAUGACGGUGAGGGCGCGAGCGGCUUGGAGGUCCUGGGACAGAGCCAGCAUGGAGUCGUAGACCUUACACUGCAUCUGACCCGUGCUCUGGACCACGCAGCUCAUCCACAGACCCUCCCAGAUGAUCUGAGCCGUCACGAUGUUGCUCCCGAUGAAGGCCGUCACCCUCCACAUGGGGAGGGCGCACGCCACGAUGGCGAUAAUCCAUCCCAGAAUGCACAGGGAGAUGCCUAUCAACUCCAGCCCUAUAGACAUGCUGACACGUCUUCCUGGUCUUCUGCAGAGUUUGUGUCACACCUGAGAGGAGAUCACCGAGUAAAGAGUCGAACCAAGAUCGUACAGCCGCUCGUUAAGACGAUGUCGGACCUGGCGUCUGCUGAGUGUGCGAUGAUCUGACCUCACCAGUAUCCUGCUUUAUAAGGCAGAUCAGGUGGAUGGGAGGAGUCCUUGGAGGAGUCGACUUCACCAGGAGGGGAGGAAGGAUCUGGACACGGACUGAUCUCAGCUUACAGCGUCACAAAGAGCCCGACCACAAAGAGACCUUUUACAGCCCAGAGGACGGCAGGUAUUUGUCCUGAGGGGGAGGAAGACCGUUCAGUGUGAGCGAGAAGAAGAGCGAGAAUAAGAGUUAAAAUAAAGAGUUAAAAUAAGAAAACAUCCCUCAGUCUGCUGCGGUUCUUCUGGGACAGCAGAGAAACACGACUUUACUGACUGAGCAGUACAUCAGAUUAACCUCACUGUAUCCUGACUGAAUCACGUCUUUUCUGAUUGAGUCCUGGGGAGACCACUUCACUCUGACAGAAAGACUUCAUCAGGAGAUAAAGAGGCCACUCAGAUCCACUUUGGCGAGACUGUGUGAGACAAAAGUCCCCCUAAAGACUGAAAAACCACUAAAAACCUUCACUGUAGGAUCUGGAUCCUCACAGGUCUCUCCUGUUCCGAACUUUGGACCAACAAUUCUGGACAAAAUCAUAAAUGCAGUCGAGUGGGCUUCAUUUUCUUCAUGUGGUCGUUGUACAAUUUAACUCAAAGGUGUUUUAAAUUCAAGCUUUCAUGACCUAGACUCUCAUUUUCUCAUUUUCUCAUUUUACUCGUUUUAUUUUUAACUCUCUGGUUGAUUAAGAAGAGAAAAGUCUCGUUUGUCCUCUUAUUUUGAAAGGUAGAGCUUGUUGUUAACAUCAUGUCCCUGAAUGUCUCUGCUGCAGGGGAACGUACAGCACGAACAGUUCAGUGAAGAAGCUGCUGCUGCUCUUUGUUUUGUCAUUUAUUUGAGUGAAACAGCAAAUUAAAGUAUUUUAAAUCGUCAAAAUCAACUUUUCAUCAGACUGAAGAGGAAGAGGAAGAGAAAACGUAGAUGCACGGGAAAAGUUGGCCUCUGGAGUUAGCUGGGUUUGUAGUUUUAGGUAAGGUAGAUAAGGUGAGGUGGAUAUUACAGUCACUGAUCAGAUCUCUGCUGAGUUAAUCAAUCAAUCAAUGAGACAAUAUCUGCUUCAAGAAUCUGGUUUAAUAAAGACUUUAAACGACUCUGACGGAGCUGCAGCUUGUUUCAUCGUAGUGAGGAGGUCUCUCAUAAACCAGGAAUGUCUGACCUCUCCUGACCUUUAGUAACCUCUCCUGCUCAUCUCCAAAAGGCCGACGUUGACACCAUAAAUAACCGUCUGCUCUCAGAUGUAGUUUCUCUUGUUUCUGAAUCCUGCAGAAGAAGCAGGUCAGACUUUAAUCCCUCUGUGUCGGAGUUUAUGUCUGAUGGGCUGUAAUGACUCUGUCCGUCUGUGUCUGUCUGUCUGUCUGUCUGUCUGUCUGUCUGUCUGCAAAAUGCCCUUGAAAUUCUUCAGAGCUGGGUCCGUUUCCUUAGAAACCCCCUCCUCCUCCCCUCCUGCAUUCUGUAACCCAGUGUUGACAGACCCCCCCCCCACAGUCUCCCCCUCUGACAUGAAUCAGCUCCUUUGUUUGGGAGGGAGCUCAGAUAGUCGAGUGUGUGGAGGCUGACUAAGUCGGUUCUUCUUAUCAUAGAGCCAACAGACAGAUGGGAGACAGGACAGGUGGACAGGAGGACAGGUGGACAGGUGGACAGGUGCGGGGAUGGAGACUCCCCGUUGUCAGGCUAAUGGGGGGCCGGGUAUGGAGGGGACCUGUUAAAAAACAUCUUACUGGUUUUGUUCCUCUGAUCCUCUAAAACUUACCGAGAUAAACCUUCUCCUGCACGAUUCAUCGAUUUUUAUUCAUAAUCAGAUUAUUUGAUUAUGAUGAUGUUAAAAAAAAAUUUCAUCCACACAGAAAUGACGUUUCAGGUGACUGUAAACGGUACUUUUGAAAACGGGUCAGAGAGUGAAUAAAUCUGUAAACGACGACCAUCUCAUCUCCGUGUGGAUGUCUGUCUGCAUCUGUGGAAACGAUCAUGUGACACACAGAGGAACUCUUUUAUGACACCUGAGCGUGUCCGACCAAAACAACCUUUAUACCCAUGCUCUGUGGUAUAUACGUGAUUUUCAGUGGUUUUGUUUUAAGAGACGAUAGAAAAACUUUUAUUCAAGUGAACUUUGGUGAAGAUGUCAAAGUUUUCAGAGAAAAAAAAAUCUGAGUUUUAUUUCCGACCAGAAUUGUGCCGCCUGACCUAAACCAUGAGUCAGCUGAUCGACGUACUUCUGAAAUGACUCUUAAUACUCAGUCUGAGUUAUCCAGAUGUUUUCACCUCUCUGUCUCGAUGAUGACGACGACACAAAAACACUUUAUAGAAAGAUAUGAAAUUAGGCAAUCAAGACAAUUUCAGUAAAAAGGCUUUAAUUUAAUAGAAAAAGGAAACAUUUCAAAAUAAAAGCAUGUAACUAAAAAGAACAAAAUCAGCAUUAUGUGGCUCUGUGACAGACGUCAUGAACGUCCAACAAAACAGAAGCAGACAUUUGAUCAGUUUCAAACAGUAAAAACACACAGACAUGUUCUCUCUUCACGUCGUGUCCCUACAAAAUAAAAUACCAGUCAAACUUCUUCAUUUGUUUUACAGCUUCAUUCAAAGAUUUUCCUCUAAAUGAAAAUAAGUUUUUUACAGCAUAUUUAAAAAAACAGAUUUAUAAGUUAUUAAAAAAAGAGUCCCGUCCCCUCCCUCAGUUCACGAUGGCGGCGUGAGAAAAGAGCAGCUGUGAGCUCAGACAUAGUCUCUCCUGUCGUACCCGCUGGGAGCGACUGACCUGGUCUGAGAGUACACCAUCUUUGACGGAGGUCCGUACUUCUUCUCCGGCUGGGGGGGGCAGCUGGAGCACAGGAUCCCCCCUCCGAGGAGCAGGAAGGCGGCAGCAGCCCAGCCCAGGUACAGAGCCGCUCCGAUCUCCCUCUUCUGGGACUCGUGGACGAUGGGGUUAUUGAACUCCAUGAUGAUGCUGUGAGCCGACCACGACACGGGGAUCAGCUGGGUCAGAGCCGCAACGAUGAAGGCCACCCCGGCGGCGAUCAUGACCCGAGCCUUGGCCGAGUCUUCCUCCACACAGUUGGUGCAUUUGGCCCCCAUGAUGGCCACCAGGAGCCCGAUGACGCCCACCACGAUGGAGAUGAUGGUGAGAGCGCGGGCGGCCUGGAGAUCUCCGCUCAGAGCCAACAUGGAGUCGUGGAUUUUACACUGCAUCUGACCCGUGCUCUGGACCACACAGUUCAUCCAAAUACCCUCCCAGGUGAUCUGAGCCGUGACGAUGUUGUUCCCGAUGAAGGCCGACACUCUCCACAUGGGCAAGGCGCAGGAUACGAUGGAGGAGAUCCACCCCAGGACCGCCAGGGUCACCCCGAGUAUCUCCAUUCCUGCUGAAGGCAUGUCUGAACGCUGUGAGAGUCUAGUCCUCAGAGAUCUUCUGGGUCUGUGUGGAGCUGACUCCUCAGCUGAGCAACAAAUAUCUCUGGAGAAGAAGGUGGAGUCACUUGGCGAUUGGCCCGAGAAGAUUUCAAAUCAUCUCCUGUCCACCCUCGUGUGUGAGCGACUCCAGAUUAAUCAUUGACCGCUCCUCUCCCCCGGUAGCUCUCCGUCUAUUUGGGUGAGGGGAGAGUCAACAGAGGGGGAUUAUCUCAGGUCUGGGGAAGUUAAAGAAUAACUCAAACGCUGAAGAUCGGCUAAUGAAUGAUUAGGAGAGGAGAGCUCUACAUCCUCCUUAAAUUUUAAAUACAGUCUGGUGUUUUACGGCCCACUCUCUACCUCGAUGGUGGGAUGUGGAAAUAUCCGUAAGCUGCAGGAGAUGAUGGCAGACAUCCAGACAGUUUCACGUGGAAUCAGGACACCAUCUGAAGAUGAUGGAGAGCGUUAUGAAAGCUCUCAGCUCUCUGAUGCCAAAAACAGCUUUCUCUCCAGCGGCCUAGAUUACCCUGGGAAGUCAAACUGCUGCACAAACAAAAACAGAAACUUCUCUGGAAGUUGAGUUUGUGUGUGAGGGAGGCUCACUGCGCCCUGAUUAUCACGUAUGAGUAACUCUGAGGAGUGAAGACAGAGAGGGUUUCUCGUCAAAGGGAGUGUGAGUCUGAACAAUUGUCUGCAUGUGUGUUCAGGGGCGGAGGUCUUAUCAGAGUCCUUGUCCAGAAGGUUGGGAUAUAUCAGGAGUUUUGACCUCAGUUUGACUUUACAGAAAAAACCUCCUUAAACACACACAGGAGCUCCGUCAGAGUCUCUGGACACGGUUUAUAAAAACUAAAGAGGAUUUAUUUUAUUCAGGCGACUCUUUAAGAUGAACUUUUAUCCUGUUGGAGGAGAAACGUAAACACUUCCAGCUGAUCAAUCAGCUCUUUGUGGGUCAGGUACAGUCCCGGUUUCAGACUUUUAUCUCUGACUCAGUUUCACUCUCGCAGCGGAGGACGGGCUACAAUGACCACAAGCAUUCGGCGCUCUCUAAAACAAGCCUCUCAUUGUGUUCGUCCUCCAUUUACAAUGAAACAAAAUCCCUAAUUCCUGCGUGCUCCUGUGUGGCUCUUAUAAACUGGACUCUGCUGAACUCCAGAGAAACUGUUCAGGGAGAGUUCAGUUCAGUGUUGUUUUUGGCAGGCAUUUUAGAUUUAGUUUUAGUCUUAGUCAUUUUGACGAAAUGCUUCUUCGUUUUAGUCCAGUUUUAGUCAUUUCUAUCCUUGAUAGUUUUCGUCUAGUUUUAGUCGACGUAAAGGUGCCUUUUGAGGUUCGUGGUGUUCUUUCCCGACAGUUUGAAGCAUGAGGAAGCUGUGGCUCCACAACUGUCGUCUGUCUCGUCUCCCCGUCCCGUGUUUUAUUGUCACUUUUAUUUUAUUGUCACUUGGACUGUAUCUGAAGUAGGACCAAAAAUCAUCCCUCUUUUUUCGGCCACCGGGCACCGCUGCUGUGCCUGCCGCCACGGUGUGUGUGUGUGCGCGCCUCGUCCACCUGCCGCUCUGUGUAUGUGUAUGAGUGUGUGCGCGAGCGAGGCUUUUGGUGCGUGUGUGAUGGGGGCGUGACUGUUAGGACAAAAAAAAGCAUGUUUUGAAACUUUGUUCGUCCACCUAAUAACAAUUUAGUCUCGUCUCGUUCUCGUCUGACGAAAAUGAAUAUAAUUUUCGUCACAUUUUAGUCUUUACAGAGUUUUGGUGACGUUCGUCUUAGUCUCAUUUUCGUCAAGGAAAAAAGGGGUCUGACGUCGUCAUUUAAGUUUUCGUCCUGCCUGACGAAAACAACACUGGUUCAGUUACACUUCAUUACAAACUGUUUCUCCAGAAGAAAAAAAAACCUUAACUUCAGUUUAUUGCUGUAAAUUCGAUCAUUUAUUUAAAAUCUUUAACACAAAUAAUCAGCAGAGACACAGUGUGAAAGUACUGAGGUCAAACAACAGUUAAAUAAAGACUAAAUCAACACAACAGGAAGGAAAACUGAAGAAAUCUAAUAAACACAACGUUGACAUCAUGUGACGGUAAAGUCUGAUUCAUGCUUCCUGUCCAAGUUUCUUUAUGGAGUCACUGAAAGUUCAUCGUGAUUGUUUUCCACACCUCGAUCUUCACACGUAGUCUCUCCUGGUGUAUCCGUUCACCGCCAUCGUCUUCACCCGUGAGUAGUCCACCUGUGGGGGCGCAGAGCCGUGAUCAGCUGUUUUCGAGGGGCAGGAGCAGCAGAGAAGAGCCCCCCCGAGGAUGAGCAGACAGGAGGAAGCCCAGCCGAAGUACAGAGCGUUCCCGAACUCCCUCUUCCCUGUCUCCUCCAGCAGCGGGUCGUAAAAGCCCAGAACGAUGGCGUGAGCCGUCCAGGAAACCGCCACCAGCAGCAGCAGCCCGGCCACCACGAAGAUGACCCCUGCAGAGACCACCAGCCGAGGUUUACUGCUCACAUCCCGGCUGCAGUUGGUGCACUUGGCGCCAGCGACCGACAGGCAAAUACCCACAAUGCUGAGCACCAUGGAGACGAUGACCAAAGCGCGAGCCGCCUGCAGGUCGACGGGAAGCCCCAGCAUGGAGUCAUGAACCUUACAGUGCAUCUGACCCGUGCUCUGCACCGAACAGUUCAUCCACAAACCCUCCCAGAUCACCUGAGAGAUGACGAUGUUCUGACCGAUGAAAGCGGCGACACGCCACAUGGGCAGGCCGCACGCCACCAUCACCCCCAGCCACCCGGCCACAGCCAGGAUCAUCCCCAGGACCUCCAAGCCUGCAGAGGACAUAGUCAAGCAGGGUCUGAGCGAGACCGUCUCCCAGGGCUCUCUGGGAUAGAAGGGCCUCUGUGUCCGCGGGUUCAACCCUCCUGAGAUGACGGCGAUAUCGGAUCUCUAAGUCCUGCUUUAGACUUUUAGAGAGGGAGAAAGAGAGAGAGAGGGGGAAACUGAAUCGACCUUUUUUAUAGAGCUUAGAGGUUUGAAGGUGGAGUCAGCUCCAGGUGGAAUCAUGUUUACCCUCAAACCUCACCUGAAGACGGGGACGCACUCAUGUCUGAAGAAAGACGAGCCGCUGUCAGGUCACAGAUCCACGAGAGAAACUUUUCCACGCACACCUGUGGAGUCUAACACUCACCUGAAGAGUUAUGACAUUGACACUCAUAAUCAUUUUACCCUUUAUUUCUUCUUUAAAGCCUGUUACACUCACCAUAGCGUGUGUGUCUGAGUGUGUAAGACGAACGGCAGCCUUGAAUAAAAGUGCUGAAUCAUCAUCUAAAUGAGAUCUCCGAGCACUGAAAAGGAGAAACAAUGACCGGCCUUGUUCGUGUUUUAACCGGUCCGCAGUGAAGACGCUCAGAACGAUGAAACGUCUUCACCGAGAAUCUUUUCCUCGCCGUCUGUUACCUGAUAAUCAGAGUCGGACUGAGACGUCAAAGCUUAAACACAGACCUGAGAGUUAAUGUCAGGUCGUCUGUCGAACUAAUCCUUUCAUAAGUACUUUCUUUGUGAAUGAUCAUUUGAUGGGAAACCUCACAAACACAGACUAAAGCACAGACUGUGUUCGUCUACACAGUCUGACCGAUCAGGGAUUUAGAUUUUCAUGUUCGAUUCCUUUGUUAAAAAAAUCAGAGUCAGCGUCUAUUUUAGUCCAAAAUGAUCCAGAAAUACCUGAACAGGUGGGCGGUCUUUAGAAGAGUCGACAAUAUCUGUUUGUUUGAGAGAAAAGAGGGUCAGGGCUGAUGAUCUGUGUCAUUACAGGCUUUCCUCGAAUCAGCAGAGGUCACCUGGGGUCGGCGGUCAGGAUGAGUGUCUCUGCUAUCUUUGGUUAACCCCCUCUGCAGACACACAUGAACACACACACAGACCCUCCCAUCCUCCCACACACACACACACACACACACACACACAGACCCUCCCAUCCUCCCACACACACACACACACACACACACUGACUGUUCUCUGAUGUUCUACGCUCCCGCUGCUGCUCAGAUGUUUCUGCAGGUUUUAUUGGUCGAUGAUGAUGAUGACCACGGCCCAAAGAUGUCUGCUUUGAAAACCCAGGAUUUACACCUCAGGAAGGACUAAAGAGGUACAACCAUUGUGCUGCAGAUGCAGGUCAAACAGGCAGGGGGCGCCACUGUUGCAUUCCAUCUAUUGUGUGUGAAAGCGUUUGUCCGGUUGUGCAGAAAACGCCCUAAAGAGGUUUUUUGUUCUUUUUUAACCGUUUAGCUUCAGUCAUGGCGGUCAGUCGACCACAGAGCACCUUCUAGACACUUCCUCUUUCUUACGUCUGAGUUCAACUUCCUUCAAAAACAGAAACAGCACACCAACAUCUUUAUUCAGAACAAGACAUCUCAUUUACCAACUAUUAAUAAAAGCUAAAUCUAAACCUGCACACUUCUGUUGUUUUCCUCUGUACAGGGUGAUCUGUCGCCUCCCUGCAGCUUUUAUCCAUCAGUACAUGACGACGGUGAGCACAACACUUCAUUCUUUAUGCAGCUUCGUCAAACCAUCUCCAUAUUUACAAUAAAUCCUAACAAUAAACAUGAGGACAUUCGUGAGUCUGUCAGUGCAGAUUUUACUUUUUUGCUUUUUUGCUUUUGUUUUCCUCUGAUUUGUUGCCUUUACUUUCUGAAAGGAUCCUGAACCAUCUUUCAUUAACAGUUAAUUAUAUUUUAGCUCAUUUAAUAAAGAUUUAAAUGUAGAAAAUCUCUGAUCCAUUUCUGUAAAGCCUGACAUGCUCCAACACCCUUCAGACGUUGUCUUCCUGUUUAGUUUUCGUCUCUGGUUGUGGAUUAUCAGCUGACUGGGUCUCUGUACCAGGAGUACUCAGUAUUUUGGCUUCAAAGUAAAAACAUUUUUGUGCCAUGAUACCUCAGAGUACCUGAUAAACAUUUGAUAAAACCAGAUUUAGGCCCAAUCAAAACACCAGACAGGAUCGGCUCUUGACUCCUCUGGUAUUUAGUUAAGGUCCAGUUUGUUCUGUUCUGACUUCCACACCUGUACAACAUCCUAACAGUUUUCCUCGGUGUUUCUAAAUACACACAUAGAAUUUACAGGGUACAUAAACGUCUGCUGUAACCUGAAGUCUUUUACACACACACACACACACACCUCAUUAUUACAAACAUUUACCUGUCCACACCUGUAUGACAGUUUUGUGUUUACCUGUGUGUCUCUGUGGGAUCUUUCAGUUUUACAUCUUUAACCUGUUUCUCAUAGAUGUCCCCUGACUGACAUUUGUUAUCCAGUGAACCUCAGCUGGUUUCACUUUAAGUUUCAGUCAUGUUAUAAGAUGACUGGGACAUUAUUAUUAUGGGAUGCUCUUUCAUCAUGUCUGGUUUCCUGGUCUCUGCAGAUCUAUAAUGUUGACCUCCUCUGAUCUUUCCUCUGAGUAACAGUCGCUUCUAUGUUGUUUUUUUUUUACAGCUCGGCCAUUAUUCAGGGAGUUAACCACAGUCUCUGCAGGUGCAGCUCCAGGAUUAGACUCUAUCUUAUACAUGUGUCCACAUGCAGAGCACCUCACUAAACCAUUCACCUGUUGUGGGAGCAGGAGCGAGUUGGACCGGUUUCCAUGAGGUAGUGGUGUCUGCAGCAGGUUGUUUCUUCAUCGUAGGUUUUAACUUUUCAGAGUCAUGAGAUCAUUUCAUUUGUAAAUAUGAAAAACAGAAACACAGGGGAACUUGUUAAAGUCUGUUUUUCAUGUCUGGUGAUGGAUGAGGGUCACAGACAAACAGAAAAGAGGAUCUCUGCACACCUGGAGGGUGAAACGAAAUCAACAGGAUAAACUCGUUGAUUUUGGGUGUAUGAGGCAGAAACAGAAGGGAUUAAAAAGAAAGGAAGUGAUGGUAAUAAAAAGGAAGAAAAGUUGUUCCCAUGUUUAUUAAAAACUCAAAAAGAUUAGAUCUUUACACGUCACUCAAAACAGGAACUGAAACACAGACGUCCAUCACUUCCUAUUAAACACCUGAAACGUCCUUUAGACUCUCUGAAACUGGAGCUGUUUGAUCUGAAACUCAAACAAUUACUGAAUUUCUCAUUUAGAAACAAACCCCUCAGAUCAGAUAUCUGCUGCAGCUCUGAAACCCUGAAACAACCACAUGAAACAAAAACUCAUCACCAUCUUUACAGUCAGAUUUACUCAUGUGUCGCGUUCACUCCGUGUUUUUAAAACCUUCUAAGAAUCUUUAGAAAAUUCUUCUUCAGCUCUGCAGACUCUCGACGACUUCCUGUUUGUGUCAUGUGACAGUGUGUCGUGACUCGUGCCCGAACACGAACAGGUAUGACUCACAAAAGGUCGCACAAUGGCGCUCAGUGUGAUAAUAUUACCCCUGAAACUGUGACUGUACUGGACUCACCGGCCUCAGGGCUCGCUGUCAUGACAUCACACUCCAAAUACAGACAUGACCCGCCCACACAGGUACACAGAACACACACAGGUACACAGGUACACACAUACUUCCCGCUCUGACACAUGAAACCAGUGUAAUACUUUCCUUUCUGUAAAAAAAAAACAGAUAAACAGUCUGACGAAGGAGACGAUUACAAAAUAUUAUCAGUUUAACAAAAACCUGCCUCGACCCUCAGCUGAUAUCACCAUGAUUUCCAAAUUCAUUUAAAAAUCAGUUUUUACAUGCAUGUAAUAUUUACCUUAGAUUUGAAUUUCUUUCUGAAUAAUUUCAGAUUAAAAUCUAUUUUGUGCUGAUGGUUUUACUGACAAAAAUAUUUUUCCAUCUACAGUUAUGUGGUUAAAUGUUCACUUAUGUACCUUGUUUCCUAUCUGUCAGUAUUUUUAAGUUGUUGUAAUUUGUCAAAUACAGAAAAAAAGGGGAAAAAAGGCAGAAAAUAUUGGUAUUAUAAAUACCUCUGAGAAAUCAGCCUCUGAUAAACUACAGCGGGUCGACCGUGAAAUGGACAUUUAAAAAAAACUUAAAGCUCCUGUGAGAAGUUUUUUUUAUCUACUUAUGAAACAAAUUAUAAAAUCUUUUUAUGACCAAUCAGACCAAAUGAGACUGUCAGCGAUAAGACUUAUUAUUUAAUUGCUUUUGUUUGUCUAAAAUAGCUGUCUGGGUCAGGUGUCAGUGGUAUUGAUGAACUCUCCCUCUUUUCAAAUCCAGAAUCAAAACCCACCUGUUCAGAUAAGCCCACUCCUUGUCAUAUUUUUAUGUGAAUUUAAUUUAAAUUUUUUCUUUUUUUUUUUUAACUCUAUUGCUCUUAUCUUGUUGUUUUAUGCUGUUGUUCUUACCUUGUAAAGCGACCGAGUGUUUAGAAAUGCGCUUAUAAAAAAUUAUAUAAUAAUAAUAAUAAUAAUGAUAAUAAUAAUAAUAAUAAUAAUAAUAAUAAUUAUUAUUAUUAUUAUUAUUAUAUCAGUAUUAUUAGUAGUAUUUUUUAUAAUAAUAAUAAUUGUCAUUAUUAUAUUUUUUUAUUAUUUGUAUUAUUUUAAUUUUUAUUAAUGAUUUGUAUUAUUAUCGCUAUUAUUAUUAUUAAUAUUAUUAUUAUAUUGUUAGUAGUAGUAUUUUGUAAUUAUUAUUAUCUUUAUUAUUAUCAUAAUAAUAAUAAUAAUUAUUAUUAUUAUUUAUUAUUAUUUUAUUUAUUUAUUUUUAGUAUUAUUAUAAACUACAUACUAUUUUUUUUUUCUUUUUUGCAUAUUUUUAAGGCAGACAUUUCUUACAGUUGGUCUAUUUUGGUGUAAAAAUAACCCAGAACCAAAUUUUAAAUACUCCUUGGUAACAGGGGGCGCCAAAAUCACCAGGAACAGAAACUACCUCACCAAAGCUUUAAAUAUUUACUAAGUGACAAAACAUUUUCAGUCUAAGACAUUUAAUCUUUUAUUUAAUUCUCAUUGAGAUCUUACUCAAAGACAGAAAACACUCUCAAAGUUUUUUGUAUUAAAUAUUUUGAAAGAUAUUACUUAAAUGCUAAAAAAUAAGCCGACAGUCAGUACAUGUCUCUUUGUCAGCACAGGAGUCAUAUUGGCAGUCAGUCGUGUGAAUACACUCUUAAUACACAUGUGUAACAGACUGUAAACAUCCUGUAAUGUAAGCAUGUUGAUUGACUUUAAGUCAGUUGAACUUUGGAGGACUGAGUCUGUAAAUGUAUCUGAGGUGGAAAAAAACUUCAUGAAGACACCUGUCAGCAGCAGCAGGUUGAUUUUGCAUUUUGCGUUUCUACAUAAUGAGCUUCUUCUCGGUUUAACUGACGGGUUGGACUCUUGGUUCAGAGCCAGAGCAGCCGUUACAGCGAAGUCUGGGCUUGCCUAAGACUACCUGCUGACACACGUCUCCUCGGCUCCCUCCGGCAUUUUCUCACGAAUGUUCAGUCCACCGCUGAACCUGUUGUGCAAAAAUAUGUCCUGUUCCAGUUUACAGAGUCGUCCCAGUGAAGAAAAUGUAAAACCUGUGUUUCGGUUACUUUGGUGAAAUGUCACAACACACCUUCUUUUUUUCUUGAGGGCAGUUUGAGGAAGGCAGAAACUGAUGAGUGGGAGGAAGAGGGGGGAUGACAUGCAGCUGAAGAUUCAGGACUGAAACCACCUGAGCCAAACCUGACCUCCAAAAUCCACAAACACACACUGACCCUUAAGUUAUCAUGAAUCCUUAAUUCUGCAGAGACUGUGUUAUCCAGUAUCAGUUCAGGGCUUUAUAAGGUCACUGAAUGUGUUCAGGAUGUGAAUAAUUCAACAACAUGUGACAGUGGUCCUCCUGCGGCCUACCAGGACCUGCAGAUUAGGACUAAUCUCACCUGAAACCAUCUCUCCUCAGACUCCUAAUUGUGGAAAUUCCUCUGCGGCUCCCUGUGCGUGGAACCUAAUCUCCACGGCAGGUCGAAGAGGCUUAAUGAUCCUACCUUGGAUAAAAUAGAGUCAUUAUAGUCCUAACAGCAGUUUUGGCUCUAAAACACUGACUCCAUUCAGCUCUGAAACUAUCUGAUUCUCUCUCUCUACCUCUCUUUCUCCCUCUCACCGGUCGCUCUUUCUGGAAACAGUCUGUCAGCUGGGAUCACUCUGGGCACUGUGACCGUGUCUCCAACAUCUCUCCUCUGCUGAAGAAAACUGUCGAUUAACCAACAGGGAGAAACUGCGGAGGGUCCAUCUUUCUCCAAACUCGACCUGCAGGAGACUGAAAACCCGUCAACGCUCGAGGACUGACAUCAGUGCAAGGUCAGAUUUAACAUUUCAUCUGUGUGAACUUCUUUAUGAUCGGACAGAUGGGGUCAAUGAGAAAAACGGUGUUUGCAGAAGUUUGAAUGACUUUGUUUUAAAUGUAUUUUCUUUAAAAACAUGGAGGCGCCUUUUGGCGGCGCUGACGGUGCUUUUCUCUUACCUCACAUUAGCGGGUGUGUUUAAAGGGGUGUGAUCUCUGCAGGAGGUGACUUAGAGGAGAUUUUUGCACAAAUUAAUAGGGAACGAGGAGCCAUCUAUCCUUCCUGCAUCAGGAAUCAAAUGAUCUUGACUGUUAUCUUGACUGUUGAAGAGAUUAAAUAUGUGAUUUUGGAUGAUCUUGUUAGUGUUGUGUCGUUCGCGAAAGGAUUCGUUCAAAAGAACCAAAUCUUUUAAGUUAAUGCACUGAACCGAAUCACUUCUUCAAGUGAUUCGUUCGUUUCUCACUUCAGUUGAGCUCUCAGCAGGGCAGGUGCUAAAGCACGCAGCAUUGCCAGGCGAGCAGCCAGUGAACGAGGUACCGCAGACACCGACGCCUGAAUCACUUGGUGAACGAAUCACAUAUCGAACUACACUCUGGAAUCAUUUUUGUUGGACAAAAGUACCUUUUUCAAUUUUUACUGCUAAAUUGCCACCAGAACAACUUGCAUACAAGUGGACACAGCAUGGAACAAGGUAGUGCAUUAAACCUGCAGCAUCCUGUCACUGCAGCGGUCUGUGAGGAAACGGUUCAUGUUCAGUGUGAAUUCUUCUAAAUGUUCAGUGAAUGAAUCACUCACUGAGCCAAAUUUACCGAGCACACCUGCUAAAUAGGACAGUACACUUCAUCAUGACUUAUAAACAGGUUCAUUUUUACAAACCUGUUUGCCAAAGUAACAAAGACAAACACUCUCGUUUCCGGGUUCUAGAAGCUCUGAACUGAAUCCUGAACCGUUCAGCUGUUUAUCAGUUCACGAGGUCGGAGUCGCAGGCUCCUCCUGCCAAGCGCUGAAUGAUUUGGUGAUUUGGUGAACGAGUCUUUUGAACGAAUCUUUUUAGUGAACUGAUUCAAGUGAUUCAGUACAUCUAGAAGAACUGCCGUGCCCAUCACCAGCUGCUGUCAUCCACAGGUGAAACUAUGAGGAGAGAGAUUUUUCUAAACUUCUGCCGAUCCUCACAUAGAUGAAUUUUAAGUUGUGAAACUUUACAAAAGGACUUCAUGAGUUGAGCCUUUGUCUCAAUCCGAAGCUCCACCUCAGCAGCUUGAAAGAUUAGAGACCAGAGGUCAAAGGUCACAUGUGUCCAUUCAUGACAAAGGUGGUUUUCUUUGUUUUUGUCCAGUUUGUACUUUUUAAAAUAUCUGAAUGAAGCAGAAACAAACUCAGAGUCAGCUCUUCUUCCUCUCAGCUUUUCUGUGAAACACUAAAAAAAUAUGCAAAAAAGGAUCACAAGACCAAAAACUGUUUUCUAACAGCCGACGCCGCCGCCACUUUGAAGGCGUGUCCGUUUUUUUAAAAUAUCAGUUUAACUGUUGUGAACACCUGUGAGUCAUGGCGUGGUUAUUCCACCUGCAGCUAAUACUCCACUCAGACAAAAACGGACAUGAUGACACAUGCCCACCUCUGGGAGUGGGGAUGUGGUGGCAGUCAUCACGUCACGGCUUUUUGUGACAGUUUAUGUGUGUGUGUGUGUGUGUGUGUGUGUGCGUGUGUGCGUGUGUGUGUUAAGCCCCUCCCGGGUUAAGUGUAUAUAAGACCCGCUCCAACCUUGCUCAAACAUUUACUCUCGGGAAUCUCUCAAGCACGACUUUUCCAAGUUCAGAGAAAAAACUUUGAGACUCUUUUCGGACGACUUUAAAGGAACCAUGGUGUCAGCUGGUUUUCAGAUGGUGGGCACGGCCCUCUGCAUCAUUGGCUGGAUCGGGGUCAUUGUGGUCUGCGCCCUGCCCCAGUGGAAGGUCACUGCCUUCAUCGGCCAGAACAUCGUCACGGCUCAGACCACCUGGGAGGGGAUAUGGAUGAGCUGCGUGGUGCAGAGUACAGGCCAGAUGCAGUGUAAAGUGUACGACUCCAUGCUGGCGCUCUCCACUGACCUGCAGGCCGCCCGCGCCCUCGUCAUCAUCUCCAUCCUGGUCGGGAUCCUGGGCAUCCUCCUGGCCAUCGCAGGAGGAAAAUGCACCAACUGUGUUGAAGACGAGUCCUCCAAAGCCAAGAUCGGCGUGGCCUCUGGCGUGAUCUUCAUCAUCGCUGGAGUUAUGUGCCUCAUCCCCGUGUGCUGGACGGCAAACACCAUCAUCCAGAACUUCUACAACCCACUGAUGGUGGGGUCUCAGAAAAGGGAGCUGGGAGCUGCACUCUUCAUCGGCUGGGGGGCCUCUGGCCUCCUCCUCAUUGGUGGUGGACUCCUCUGUGCCAACUGCCCCCCCAAGGAUAGCUACUCUGCCAAAUACUCAGCCGCCCGCUCAUCUGCGCCCAAAGACUACGUCUGAGGACCGAACCGCUGCGUGAAAAGACUCGGAGACUGAAAAAGACUUGAAGGGACCGAAGCUGUGAGGUCCGGGACAGAGUUGAUUUAACCACGAUGAGAAUGAUCUGAAUCUAAACGGGGAUUUAUUGUGGUCUCAGAGAGUUCGAACCCUCAGCACGUCAGGAUCGGUUUGAUCAGCGCUGAGGUACAGACGAGUGUGUGUGUGUGUGCCACACCCAAACACCCAAACAGCUGUGGAUGUGGACUCAUCAGAGGGGGAGAAUCCUGAUUAAUGUUCAAUAAGAAUGAUUGAUUUUCAUUUAUGUCUUUUUUUCAUGUCAUUUCAUUUAAACGUCUUUGACUGUCUGAACCUGUAAAUAAAGAUUUUUUAUCAACAUUAAUGAUGGUGUUUGGACGUUAUUACAGAUUUGAUCACAGUGAUAUAACUGCUGAAACCGUACACUUGUACUCUGUAGUGGAAGUUUGAGGAAGAAAGAAUGAGGUGUGGCUCCACACCGACUGCAGGUUUAAGAUGAUUCAUAAUCAGACAUGAGAUUAAAGUUUAAAGAUAUUAAACUGCUUUAUCAAAUCAAUAAACUCAAAGAAAUCCUUCAAAUAUAAUCAAAUACCCCCGCUUUAUAAUCUUUAUAUUUAUCUUUAUUUAUCUUUAUCUUUUUUAAUGUCGAUCAUUUUUGUCCAUCUUACUGUUUUCAUGUCUUUGUCUUAUUAUCUUGAAUUUUACGUACUAUGUAAAGCGUCUUUGAGUGUUUUUAAAAGCGCUGUACAAAUAAAAUGAAUUAUUAUUAUUAUUAUUAUUUUACUGUUUCUAGAGCUCUUAUGAAUAUUCUUAUUCUGGGGUUUUUUUUUUUUUUUGUAGAUUUUAACUCGGCAAUAAACCAGAAUCCUAACUUUACAGAGAGAGUCUGAACAGUUAACUAAAAUGAACCAAAACGUUAUCAGAGGUGACUAAAAAUAACCCAGUUAUUUAUAAUCAUUGGUUAGUCAGUUUGUUCAAACAAACCUGGUUAAAUAAAAGUUAUAAUAAUAAUAAUAAUAAUUAUUAUUAUUAUUAUUAUUAUUAUAGUUAUAUUAAUAGUAAUAAUAACAAAGAUAAUAAUAAUAAUAAAAAAUAAUAAUAACAAUUAAAAAUAAAUAAAUAAUAAAUAAAUAAAUAAAUAAAUAAUACUUCUGUUUCUAAGAGCUGCACGUAACUGUAACGUUCAGCUGAAGCACAAACGUCGGAGUCAUUACCUGUCCUACACUGCCCCCUUGCUGUUCACAAAAUAACAUCCCAGGGCCUCACUCCUGGUCGGGUCUAAAUACCAACUAAACAGAACUUUAAAAGUCUUUAUAGUUUUUAAAGUUUUGCAUGAUAACAAAGUCAAACUUGGUCACAAAUAUUUUUAAAUCUAAAGGAUCUCAUAUGUGUCACCUCUGAAACUUUAAUCUGUGUAAAUGAGUAUAAACCACAAAUCUGUUCAACAUUACUGACUGCUGGUGUUUUCCUUUACUGAGUUUUACAUUUUUUAAUCAUUAUAAGUACGUGCAGCUCUGUAGAGGAAGUCACUGCAUUGGCUUGUUGUCUGUGAACAGUUUGACUCUGCCUCUGCAAAUGCAGAUAAAAGAGGAAACCAGAUUAAAAAUAAAAAUGUUCUGUAUUUCUUUUAGACUCAGCACGACGACUGAGAUAAUAUCAGAAAGACGAUGUUAAACUAAAGUCUGCAGGCAGAGUCUGAGUGCCGCCUGCAGUCCUGACCUGUUAUCCUUUAGGUGCAUCAUGGAAAUAAAACCUCAAACAAGACAAGACUGGGACUUUCUAUUUUUACAACUCCAGUGUUACGCUCCUAAAGCAGAGCACAAGGAAGUAACACAAAGAAUCAAGUGGGAAUCCCAGUGUGUGAAUAAUUUAUUCAACCAAAAUCAGGUAAAGAACAAAAGGGGAUCAAAGAUGGGAGGGAAGGCCGACUGUGCGGGGAAGAGUGCCAAAUAAUGAACGUAAGAUAACAAAACAGGGCCGAACUUAACGCUGUCUUCGACGAGGAAACGAGCAACAAAAAGGCCUGACUAAGAAGAGUCUCUCGAAACACAGAUGGCACCAACACAUAACCUAGUGUGCUUACAAAAGAGUGACUAUGUGUUGUGUAAUGUAAAGGGUACCCCGACCUCCCACCACAAACCCAAAUGUUUUUACUUUGUCUGGUUCCAGUAUUGAUAAGUCACAGAGUCGAACAGUUUCCUCUGAUUCUCUCACCUUUAAAGUGUCAGGAAAAGAAGAAGUGAAGAAACAGGAUGUUUAUCUUUUUUUAUUUUUCCAUUUUAACAUUAAUUAGUUUGUCUGGACUUUUUCCCAUCAAACAAAUUAUUGAAAUGAUCUUCAGCAUCAUUUACACACUGUCUUGUCAAAAAGGUGAAUGUGCUUUAAACUGUUCCCUUUGUUUACGUCUGACCUUGAAGCUCCUGAUUCUGGCAGGUCAGCGCUCCUGAAGGUCACUGCGUCUCUGUUUGUGUGUAAACUCCAUCCAGCCAAUAAGAGCGGAGGGUUUCGGUAUCACAUACCCUCAUGUCCGUGUCCUACUUCUCACACAGCAGCCUAUAAAUACGACCGUCAUCGUCCCACUCACCUGUUUUUCUGGAUUUUAACGUGUGAGGAGGAACGCCGCAGCGAUGGUGUCUCAGGGGAUUCAGAUCAUCGGGAUAUCCAUGUCUGUGAUUGGCUGGUUUCUGGUCAUUGUGGUUUGUGCGCUGCCCAUGUGGAAGGUCACUGCUUUCAUCGGCGCCAACAUCAUCACGGCUCAGACCAUCUGGCAGGGCAUGUGGAUGAACUGUGUGGUCCAGAGCACGGGUCAGAUGCAGUGUAAGGUGUAUGACUCCAUGCUGGCUCUGGCGCCGGACCUUCAGGCCGCUCGAGCCAUGAUCAUCAUCUCCAUCCUGGUCGGGAUCCUCGGACUGUGUCUGUCCAUCGCCGGUGGGAAGUGCACCAACUGCAUCGAGGACGAGCGAUCCAAGGCGAAGGCGUGCAUCGUAGCGGGAGUUUUGUUCAUCGUCUCGGGUUUGCUCUGCCUCAUCCCGGUCUCCUGGUCCGCCCACUCCAUCAUCAGGAACUUCUACAACCCGCUUCUGAUCGAGGCCCAGAGGUACGAGUUGGGAGCGGCGCUGUACAUCGGCUGGGGGGCCGCUGCUCUGCUGCUGAUGGGAGGGGGGCUCCUGUGCUGGAACUGCCCACCCAAACAUGAACACCCCCACUACGUCCCCAAAUUCUCACCUGUGAAGUCCGCCUCCACGUCCCGAGAAUACGUAUAAGACUUUUGAGGUCAUCUGAAGGACAACUUUAACAUUUGAGAUCGCUUCAAAACAUUUUUUUUUUUAUAGUUUUGGAAAUGCAGCUGAGUUUAAAUUUGGUUUGUGUUCAUUUAAAUAUGAAUUUUUGUCUUUUAAAGCAGGUUAAUGAUUUCAACGACGGCUACAUCACAUAUUUCUGCAAGAUAUAUUCACAUCAUCAUUAUUAUGAUAUAUUUAUGUAAGUAUUUAAUCAGGAUUUUACUGCUUAAUUAUUUAAAGUAUCACUCAGAUGGAAUUAUAUCAACAUUUAGGAAAGGUAUGGCUAAUAACUAUCUCUUAAAUUAAUAGUUAUUCUCUUUUUCUCAGCAGUAGGUUCUGCAUAUUUGUGUAUUUGACAUCCAUAUCUCUGUGUUUUAUUAAAACUCUGUGACUGUAAAUAAAAUCUUUAUCUUCUGGAUGUUUGCUGUUUAUAUUUCUGAGUAUCUUAAAGCACAUAAGAGCAAGAAAAAGGUCAAAACAGGAACGGCUCUGAGUGACCCGUGUACAGAUGGUCCAGUCCCUGCUGGUCCAGCUCCAGUCUCACUCUCUCUGUAAAAGACUAACCCUGUCCAAAACACACACACAUUAUAAAAACACCAAAAAUAACCUGAACUAUAGUUUUGUUUUCCCCUCAGGCCCUCAUAUCAGUGUUUAGCUGGUUGUUGUUGUCGUAUCAGAUUUCUGUGUUGGUUGUGGGAACAAUGGAGUUCAAACGGUUUGUUUCCACAACAGUUCCUGCAGAGGGAUCCUCUUUCAAAUGUUAAUAUAAGUGACCACCUUUCUGAAUCUCCUCUCUCCUUUAAGUGUUUUUAUCGAUAGUGAAACUGAUGAUGUCUCUGUCUCUAAUGAUCAUGGUGAGGUGUGUUUUUAAUCAUGUCAUAAAUAACCUUUCACACUGUCAUUUAAAGGCUCAUUUAUGCUCAACGUUACAUACGGGUCCGGAUACGGAUGGAGCUCAUGUUUCGCGCUAUUUCGUCUGUAUUUCUGCGCGUUUACUUUCAAUUUACGGAUACGGGCCAGACGGAGCAGUACCACCGGAAACCAUGGAGGCAGUGUUGCUGCUGUCACGACCUGAUACGCGUCUCUAGAGAGACACGAAGAAGACGACGACGGCAGACAACCUGAAUUACUGAAAAUGACGGUCGUUAUCAGUUUCUCUCAUCGGUGCGACUACAGGAAAGGAAUUCUCCGUCCUCCAACCGCGAAGCAUUGAGUGACCUGACCGCCCGCAAAAUCUACAUUAUCACUAAACUUUUAUCUGCCCCGUGAGUCCAGCUUUUGGGUCCAUAUCCUGGUUCAUGUUAAGUCCUCUAAGGCCACUAAACUGCAUCACUCAUGGCAGGAAUGAGCAAUGGAGCCGCGCAACAAGAAUACUAAUAACAACAAACUUACAAUUUCUAAAUAAUUAGUCGUUAGCUUCAAACAGUAAUAAUUUUGUAAAAAUGACAUGAAGUCUCUGAAGACUUUGAGACCAAAAUAAAAAGUGUGAAGUAUUAUUUAUCUUUGGUUGUGCUCAGUGACUUUGAAUAGAGAAUCAUGUCUUAGUAGUCUGGCAACAGUGGAGAAGGCUUCUGGAGUGCUUGAGGGCUGGAAUGAAGUGUUUCAGAUAAGGGCUGAAGUGAGGGUUGUAAAAAAACACCAAUCUGAGAUAAGUGAAGUUUUUUUAGAGCUGUAAAUCAUGUAGAGACACUGAAAAUCCACCAGAUAAGGCUUUAAAAAGAUCAUCACCCCCCCUGUAUAACUCUGAUUUACUGUCCAGAAGAAAGAACGAGAUGUGAUUGCAUAAUCAUCCGUCCUCGACUAUCUGAGCUGCUUCAGGACCUUUUAAAAGGGUCACUAAGUGGCUGUUACACCACCCAAUAAAACCGUGUUUACUACAGAGAAAUCUGCAUCAGGGAGACUGUCGUUUAAGAACAAAAACAAGGCUUUGUUUGGAAAUAGAUGCCACUCCUCAGUGACUAGAAGAAGGAAUCUAGUUUUACCAGAAGAACUAACCUGACCGAGCGACGGCCCUCCUCCUGAUCAUCCUCCCCGUCAAACACUGAGGGAGAGAGCUGAGGCACUUCCCGAAAGAGAACCAGACCUGUGCAUGAAACCUUCCUCUCUCCUGCUGUCCACGAAUCCUUCGCCAUGGGGAGGAUUGCCAAGGAGGUGGCGGGUCAGAUCAUCAGCUUCAUCGGCUUUGUUGGUACGGCGGUGACGUGCGGGAUCCCCAUGUGGAGAGUGACCAGCUUCAUCGGCGCCAACAUCGUGACAGGACAGAUCAUCUGGGACGGUCUGUGGAUGAAGUGUGUGAUGCAGAGUACGGGGCAGAUGCAGUGUAAGCUGAACGAGUCCGUCAUGAGUCUGUCCAGGGAUCUGCAGGCCGCACGAGCCCUGGUCAUCAUCGCCCUCAUCUUCGCCUUCAUCGGCUUCAUCAUCACCUUCAUCGGAGCGCGGUGCACCAGCUGCCUGAAGAAAGACUCAUCAGGAGCCAAGGUGGUGAUCGGUGGAGGGUGUCUUAUUAUCGCUGGUGCCAUCCUGCUCCUGAUCCCCGUCUGCUGGUCUGCAGCCGUGACCAUCACAGACUUCGAGAACCCCCUGACCAUCAACACGCAGAGGAGGGAAAUCGGAGCCGCCAUCUACAUCGGCUGGGCCUCGGCGCUGAUUCUGCUCAUCGGGGGGAUCAUCCUCUGCACCUCCUGCCCUCCCUCUAAACCUAUGUAUGGAUACCCGGGUUACAGACCACCCGUUUACCCUUACGCAACCUCGAACCCGCCGACAUACAGUCCCGUGUACGUCCCUCCAGCCAGCCGAGCGUACUCAACCAGCGGGUCAUACAUACCAGCCAAACCUUACGGAGUACCAACCGCCUACUCGCCUCAACAGUACGGGUGAAAAGACUGAGAGGACACAGAGAGGUGAAAGACUGAGAAAAACCGCCUCCACGAACUUUUUUAGAAACUAGAAGAAGAGCGGUGUGUAGUCCUGUCCAAGGUUUGAGAUGAGUCAAAUGUAACUGACCUUUUGAUUAUAAACUCUGACAUGUGACUGUUUCCUCCUUUGGAUGAUUUAGAGUCAAAAUCUUCCUGUAUUGUCCUGAUAAAAGAGCGUCAUUGUGUGAAAUCAGUGUAAAUGUGUUUUCUGAUGUGUUUGUUUUGUGUAAAUAACUCUUUUUUUUUUUUUAAGAUUGUUCUGAACAAAUAAAAUAAACCUGUUGUAAUUUAAACAUUUGACUGUCUGUGUGUUAUUUUAUAUUUGAUUCAAUGUUAUAAAAACUGUUUCUGUUGUAAUAAGCCCUUCAGGUUUUUUUUAGUUUAAUUUGUUUUAGUUUAAUUUAAAUUUUUGUUUGUUUGAAUUUUUUUAGUUUAAUUUUAUUUUUUUGUUUAAAUUUUUUAGUGUAGUUUAAUUUUUUGUUUAAAUUUUUUUAGUUUAAUUUUAUUUUUUGUUUAAAUUUUUUUUAGAUUAUUUUAUUUUUUGUUUACAUUUUUUUGUAUAAAUCUUUCAGUUAAAUUUUAUUUUUUGUUUAAAAUUUUUCUGGUUUAAUUUUAUUUUUUGUUUAAAUAUUUUUAGUUUUAUUUCAUUUUUUUUUGUUUACAUUUUUCUAAGUUUAAUUUUAUUCUUUUGGUUAAGUUUAAUUUGAAUUUGAUAUUUUUAGUUUAAUCAUUUCGCUCAGGUUUUAUGUUUGUUUUUUUUUAGUUUAGAUUUUUUGUAUUUUGUUUUUUUGAGGCACUAAUAAAAUACCAAGCAGACUUCUAAAGAUAAAUAUCACUUAAAAAGAUCAAAUAUUAUCAUUUUUAAAUCAGUGAGUGAGUCAUCUAAAAUACUCAAAGUGACGUGUUUACAUUAAAUAAAUUUGUGUUGUUAAAGUGAUCAACUUAACAAACGUAAAAAUCUUAUUUUAAAAUAUUUCAAAAACACAAACUAGGAAACAGGGUCAAACAUGGCGCCCCUCUGUUAACUUCUGACUUCCGGUGAAACUCUCAUCCUUGUUGGUGUUUUUUUAAAAACCUGUGACGAGACCCGACCUUCCGGUGAGCUGACCAAUCACAGGGGUUGUUAGUGGGGUUGCUUUGUUUCGAUGAGGAAUGCCCCGUUUACACAUCCUCGUCUGAGAGUGAUGCUCAUCUCGUCGAAACUACUCCCCAUCCACUCUGGAAUAAUGUAAAGAAUCUGGUGGGGCAGGUAAGUCUGCACCGGUUUCAGGUCAGAGGGCUACACACCUUGACUCCACCCUCACUGAAGACUCACAGUACUUAUAACCAACCGACGUCUUCCUCACCAUUUAAUCCACUUUACAACCUGAGCUGAGCUGACCUGCUCCAGAACCUCUUCAGCCUUCAUUCAGAUCCAAGUGACCCAAACAGAUCCUCAUCAUGGUGUCGAUGGGACGGCAGAUGCUGGGCUUCGCCCUCGCCAUCAUCGGUUUCCUGGGAACCAUCAUCGUUUGCGCUCUGCCCAUGUGGAAGGUGACGGCCUUCAUCGGCGCCAACAUUGUGACGGCGCAGGUCAUCUGGGAGGGUUUAUGGAUGAACUGUGUGAUGCAGAGCACGGGUCAGAUGCAGUGCAAAAUCUACGACUCUCUGCUGGCUCUUCCUCAGGACCUUCAGGCCGCCAGAGCUCUGGUGGUCAUCGCCAUCAUCGUGGCAGCGUUCGGGGUCAUCCUGGGCAUCGCCGGAGGAAAGUGCACCAACUUUGUUGAGGAUUCCCGGUCCAAGGCGAAGGUGGCCAUCGCUGCUGGGAUCGUCUUCAUCUGUGCAGGCGUGCUCAUCCUCAUCCCCGUCUGCUGGUCCGCCAACACCAUCAUCAGGGACUUCUACAACCCGGUCAUGAUCAACGCUCAGAGGAGGGAGCUGGGCGCCGCUCUCUACAUCGGCUGGGGUACAGCUGCUCUCCUCAUCCUGGGGGGCGCCCUCCUCUGCAGCUCUUGUCCACCCAAAGACAGCCCAGAGUAUCCGGUCAAAUACGCCCCCGCCAGAUCCACAGCCACCAGCCGGGCCUACGUCUGAGGAUCCACGCUGCUGGAAAAGACUGUUUUUUUAUUUUGAAGAUGACCUCCUCUGUGGUGAACGUCUGACAGCAGAAGUUGUCUCUCACUGUGGAGGCAGGAGAGCGGGUCUCUUGAGGAAGGAGACGCACGGCGCAGAGACGCGCUUUAAACCCUCUAACAGGAGAGUGACUGGACUGAAUGAGACACUUGUAAUGUAAGCUAGUAUUUAACCUUAUUUUCUCAGAGUGUUUGGUACAUUUAGAAGGAUGACAAAAAGAUACGAUGGGAGGAAACCUGUACAGGACCGCUGAUAUAUUGUGAAUUUAAUGCAGAGAGUAUUUUACAAAUGUCUGUCUCAGUUUGAAGCAGGAUCUAGAGACUGCUAAUGUACACUGACAUUUUUAAUAAAACAUGAACAGAUCAGACUCUCUUGUCGAAGCUCUUUUUCUGUCUUUUUAUUCAAAGAGAACAAGAUUCAUCAUCAGGAAAGGUGCAGGUGUUUAUGUAACGUACCUGCCGGGCAGGUUCAAGUCUGAGAAAACAAAGACUGAGAAAAGUUCAGAGUGACUUAAAACAGGUCAUUGUAAGAGUUAGAUCCUCUAAACGCAGAGAUGUUUUUGCUGUUGAUUCACCUGGUAAUGAAACUGUCCUGCUUUAUUAUCUAAAUAGGUCAGAAAACAGAGAAGUCGGCGCUCAAAAACAUUCUGCGGUUUGAAUUCUUCACACAGACGUUAAACCAGUUCAGCCGGUCGGACAGAGUUCAGUGCCAGCUGGAGCUUUUCUGACUGAACCUGCUUCAGUGUGUGACGACAUACACACACAUACACACACAUACACACACCUGCUGUAACACACCUGAGUCACACAGACAACAAUGAUGUUUAGAUAAAGAAAAACGGUCAUUUCAUAAACUCUCUACAUGUGUUUACAGCUGAUCACAACUGCUGUCUGAGUUUUUGUCGAUACGGGUAAUUUAGGGGGUCUUUGUGGUCGUGGUCUCAACUCAACUCAACUUUAUUUGUAAAGCACUUUAAAACAACCACAGCCGACCAAAGUGCUGUACAUAGAUACACAAAACAGCACAGACAGAAAAAAAACAAUUAAAACAGUGAAUAAAAUAAAAGCAGAUAUUAAAAAGUAAAAUAUAGUUUCAAUGUUUUUAAAAACAUAGAAACAAACGACUAAAAACACUCAAACAGGAGCCGAGUCUCAUGUUGAAAACCGAUGAAUAAAAAUGGGUUUUAAGACGAGUUUUAAAAAUGGACAGUGGGGGAGCUCGUUCCGUAAUUUUGGUCAUUUUUGGAUAACAGCAGUCAUGUGACCUCUCUCAUCACAGUAACAGCAUCAAACUCAGCUGUUCAUUGGCAGUGUCCCGCUUUGACUCUAUUUCAGCAUAAAAACGCCUGUUUAUGUUGAGUAAAUGAUCAUGUUUAGGAUUCAAAGACGUGUUAAAUAAACUUGAAAUCAAACAACAAAAAUGUGAUCAAUUCAUCUAAUCCCAGGUGGCUGUUAAAACCAAAGGAAGUCAUGUGACUUGAACAUAAACAAUAGUGACGACAGUUAUCUCUGGAACCUGGUUAAAGUGGCGGUUUGUUUAUUUUUAAUCACCGUUACCUUCAGCAGAAACUUAUUUUCACCUCCUCUGAGGAAUAUCAUGUCUGAACAUCGUCAUAGAGUUUUGGUUCGGUUGUUUUAAUCAUCGAUUGUGUUUGAUCAGGAUAAAAAUCAGUUCCUGUUUGUUUGUUUGAAAGGGAAGUUUCAAUCAGCUGAUUUAGAGGAAACCUUUGACAUCCAGGAAAUGAAGAGUGACAUUGUAGUUUUUUUUUCUUUUUUCUAUCUAGUCACACACACACACACACACACACACACACACACACACACACACACACACACACACACACACACACACAUGAUGUCAGCUGGAUGAAUCAGGGUGUGAUCACUCAGGUGAACACACCCUGUUGCUGCAUCUCACCUGGUAUCACAUUCCUGCAGAGAGAGAAUCUACCUGAACCGGUUCUGGAUUAAUGACUGUGUUCUGAACUCACAACAUGCCAACGCACAAAGGAACCGAUCCAUCAGAGUCCAGUUUACUAACCAGGUGAUGACUGCAGAGAAACUCCAGGGAUGAAUCACUGAAACUAAAACUGUUUUUAUUCCACCUCUGUGAGGGGAAAGUAAAAAUAACUUUAACUCCUGAGCGCUGACUCGCUAAUCCUUUGGACUUAUGAUGAAACAAAAAUCAUUCAGUCUAUCAUCAUUAAAAUGCUGCUCCUGUAAACGAUACCCUAUUUUACUUUAACCACACGUGUGUAAAAACUGUUGAUGUGAUUGUUUGUCUUGACCGUCAAAAAUGAUUCUAAUUCUCCAAAACUGAUUCACUCAUGGUGGAUUCUGAUUGGAUAAAUGGAUCUCCUUUACCUGAAUGAGACUCAGUCUUAUCGUAUCUUGAUUGUGGGUCUUUAUUAAGGUUGUCAAAGUUAACGCGUUAUUGUCGCGUUAACUCGAGUGACUUUUAUCGCCACUAAUUUUUUUGACGCACGAUUAACGCAAGCCUUAGCCUGGCUUGACCAAACUAUACACACACUGCGUGAAUAUUCUUGCCGUUGUAAAAAGGGUAGAGGAACAGUUGGUGAGUUAUGUGAGGCUCGGGGCACUCCGUAGUUUCGCGAAUCAGGAAGUAGAGCACUGACCGAUACCGCAGCAGACAUAAACAAAUUCACGUGAGCGGUAACUAUGAUAUAAUGGAUAAGAACACGAUUUUGAAUGGAGAGUUCAGCUACAACGCCUUGCCAGAUGGCUCUCUUGACAGGACAAAAGUCAUUUGCGUUUCCUGUCGAGCUGAAUUUAGUUACCACCGGAGUACGUCUAGUCUCAAAUAUCACUUGUCGGCCAAGUACACAGCUGAUGCAGAGAGCCCCCCCCCCCCCCCCCGCCCGCAUACGGAUCGCAUCGAAUGACUGGACAUAUGAAUUACCUUGUAGGACCACCAUUACCAUGAAAAUCCACGAUCUGUCCUCAUCUUGAUUCUUAUGUUGAUAAAAGUAUAACAAUUUGAAAAAGAUCGAUUUAGAAUGGAUCAAAAAUAUGCGAUCAAUUUGCGAUUAAUCAUGAUUAAUUAUGAUCAAAAUUCGAUUAAUCGCGAUUAAAUAUUUUAAUCGAUUGACAGCCCUAGUCUUUAUAAAUAAUAAAAUAAAGCGUAAAGGCUGGACCUGCUGUCUGUGAGUCGUUACAUAACUUUUACUUUUGGAGGGAGUUAGCUGUACCUCUGGAGUUAAAGGGCGUUUUUUUAAAGGCGAUUUCGUCUCUGUCUGCACCUGUCUAGAAUGAGGUUAUUGCAGAUUUUUUGCAACAUUUUUUGUCGGUAUUGCAUUUAGUAGUUGGUCCCUACAUGUAUGACCAUAAAUAAGGUCUUAUUUGAUCUGAAUAAAUAAAAAGGGCUAAUAAAAGGACUUCUUAAUAACACUUAUUGUUAGUAACUUAUCAAUAAAAGUUAUGGCUUAAAUAUCUUGGCACAAAGUCGGUAUUUAGUCUGUGUGUAGUUUGAGUUUGUUGCAGGGUGGACGUCGUCGUCUGGUCAGCUGGUUCAUGUACUUCAUGGAGGGUUUUUUAACUUUUUGCUCUGUAAGUUUUUCUUAAGGUUAGAAAGAUCCAUCAGUGACUCUCCAUCUCUGUACAUUUGAACAAUUAGAGCAAAAAAAGGCUGUAAAAAUAAUGCAUUUGUGAUUUGUGUAUAAAUAAACUUAUAAAUAUCCUGAUGUCUUGACGUGAGGGCGGGCCUGUCUGCAGACUUCUGGCCUCUCUUGAACCUUCGUCCGGUCGGUAUGCGUCUAAAACUCUCUGCAGUCUUACCUGCGUUUUCUCGUAGGUGUGUUUGUCACACCUUGUCGAAUUACCAACAAAACCGCCUCUGUAACACAACCCUCCUCUCCAUCCAGAGGAACAAUCGAUACCCAAACCUUUAUUGUCCUCACAGAAGAAGAAUCCUGCACGGCUGGUAUUCUUUGGCAGGGCCUCUUUAGCUGAGCUUUCACGCCUUCGCUCCUUCAUUCGGCGUCAGAUGAACACAAACACUCCGACGCUCGCAGACAGGAGACCAUGGCUUCGAUGGGGAUGCAGAUCGCCGGCUGCGCCCUGGCUCUCUUCGGUUGGAUCGGGGUGCUGAUCGUCUGCGGUACGCCCAUGUGGAGAGUCACGGCCUUCAUCGGCACCAACAUCGUGACCUCUCAGGUCAUGUGGGAGGGACUCUGGAUGAGCUGCGUGGUCCAGAGUACAGGACAGAUGCAGUGUAAGGUCUACGACUCCAUGCUGGCCCUCAGCAAAGACCUGCAGGGGGCCCGGGCUCUGGUGGUGGUGUCCAUCAUCGUAGGCCUCGUCGGGGUCCUCAUCGCCUUCGCAGGAGGGAAGUGCACCAACUUCAUUCCAAAGGAGAGAGCCAAGGCGAGGGCUUUAGUGGCGGCGGGUGUUUUACUGAUCAUCAGUGGAGUCCUCUGCCUCAUCGCCGUCUCCUGGACCGCCAGCAUCAUCAUCAGGAACUUCUACAACCCCGUGCUGGUGGACGCCCAGAAAAGAGAGCUGGGGGCCUCUCUGUACAUCGGCUGGGGGGCCUCGGCGCUGCUGAUCGUGGGAGGAGCUCUGCUGUGUUCCAGCUGUCCGAAAAAAGACAGCGGGGCCCGAUCAGUGGAGUACUUCAUGGACGAGUCAAGGGGGUACAGCAAACCGGGGUCUGUCCGAUCCUUCACAAAGACAUAUCUUUGACUUUUCUGAGGGGACAUGAAGAAGUUUAAAAAAAGGACAAACACACACACCGAAGGAAACACGCACUUUCUCUUUUCACCGCACCGGAUUUAUGAAGACGCUCUACAAAUGUCAUUUUUUUAUCAGCUGUUUUUUUUUUUUGUAAAGCACUUUUAAUAGAGCAGUAAAGAUAAUAAGUUUAUUAUUAUUACUAUUAUAUUUAAGUGGUAAUAGGCUCUGAAAAAUGAACAUGUUUGUGGGUUUAAUUUAAAUCACAGUGACUCUUUGUUUCACAUGUUUUGGAAAAUUGAUUGAAAACGAUCAUUUCUUGAGAUGUGCACUUUUUUUGUGACAAUAAACGACCUUCUUAUAAUAAUAAUAAUAAUGAUGAUGUUUUUUUUCUUCUGUGCCUUUUGUUGACAUGUGUGUGUUUGUUUAUAAAUCACCUGUCAUGUAGAAAACCUGUUUGUCAGGAUGACAGUCCAGGAAACAAACCUGGUGACUCAGGGACUUCAGAUCUGUUUGGAAAGUUUUAUCCUUUACUGUCGAUGACUGACUCAGAGACACCGCUGAGGUCAAAGGUCAAGAAUGUAGAGAGGAUGUCUCACAGGGGGCUGAAACUGUGUGUGUGUGUGUGUGUGUGUGUGUGUGUGUGUGUGUCCUGCUGUUAUCAGGCUGCAGAUCAGAGAGGAUUGUGUUACCCUGAGAGGAUAAUGAGUGUGUGAAGUUUUCCUCUUUCCUCAGGAGUUCAGAUGUAAAUUUAACCUGCAGCAGCAGCAGCAGCAGCAGCAGCAGCAGCAGCAGCAGCGCCCUCCACCCUCAGAACAGGAGAGAGAAACAGUCAGGUAUAAUUCAGUUUGAGUGAGAGACACUAAAAAAGCUGCUCUCAGGUACUCAGAAUAAAACUACUCUAACAGUAAAUUCAUAAACCGAACAAAACUUUCAGAAAAACUCGUUCCUGAUCAUCUGUGUAGCUUCAGGUUUGGCUCCAAAUCUAAAUUUGGAAAAGUUGGAAAAGUAAGUUUUGGAUCUGAACUUAAACGAACAAAAAGAGAAGAAAAUGUAAAAUAACUCGGUCAAUCAGGGACAAAAACCACUCCACACCUACAUUUCUUUAAAAAUCAGAUUAGACUGCAUCUUCAGAUCACAUCUUCUCAGAUUAAACCACAGACCCUCCUUUCUAUGUUUCUUCUAUUCAAUCAACCUGAUUUUCAAUGUUGUACUAUACCGCCCCCUGAUGGCACUUUGCCGCACAAACAAAAAUCCCCCUCUAUUUUUUCCUGGUGACAUUCAUCAAGAGAAACAGCCUUACGAUAACAGAUUUACGAUCCUCUGACCAACUCUGACUUCUUUUUCCCGAUAAUCGUCCUUCACAGCGUCUUCGAUGGAAACAAGAUCCUCAUGACAAAGUUUUAGUAGGUCAUGAGGAUUUACUUUGAAGAAGUAAAAAAAAAAUCAGGAGGAAAUAAAUGAAAGCAGGAAAAAAAUGAAUCAAAUAAAAAAAAACAUAAAAGAAAUAGAAGUCAGGAUAGAAGAAAAUCGAAGACUGCGUGAAGACGAACCCUUUUAUGACUGAACCUGUUCUUGUGUCUCUCAGGGAGUGACGGAGUCCACAGGGUCCCAUGGCUCUGCAGGAGCUGGGUAUCAGCCUCUCCAUGGUGGGCGUCGCUGGGACCAUCCUGAUCUGCGCUCUGCCCAUGUGGAAGGUGACGGCGUUCAUUGGCACCCACCUGGUGGUCAUGCAGGUGUUCUGGGAGGGGCUGUGGAUGACCUGCGUCAGCGAGUACACGGGUCAGCUGCAGUGUAAACUCUACGACGCCCUGCUGGAUCUGUCACCUGACCUGCAGGCGGCCCGCGGCCUCAUCUGCAUCAGCCUGGUGCUGGGAUGUUUGGGCUUCCUCAUCUUCAUCUUGGGGGCGCGCUGCACCAACUGCCUGGGACACCCGAAGGUCAAGGCCCGGGUGGUGCUGAGCUCCGGCUCCAUCUUCUGCCUGUCCGCUCUCACCACCAUCGUCGCCGUUUCCUGGACGGCGAACUCCAUCAUCAGAGACUUCUACAACCCGCGCGUCCCCGAGGCCCUGAAGAGGGAGAUGGGCGCGGCCAUCUACAUCGGCUUUGUGACCUCCGGGCUGCUCUUCUGUGGGGGGGCCAUCCUGUGCUCAAGCUGCCCACCACAGAGGGGACGGUUGAACUCUAGUGGGUACAUGCUGGCCAGGACACCCACCCACAGCUACGCCAUCAAGAACUACGUUUAGAGAGGAGAGAGGGAUGAGAACAAGAGAGAGCAAGACGCAAACAAGACGCAAACAAGACCAUGUUUAGGUUCAAAUACACAAAAUAUCACAACCCCAAUAACAGAAGAGCUGGGAGGCUUUUACGUGUAGUUUAAAAAAUGAUGGUUUGUAAAUCAUUGAACUGAAAAUAACCAAAAGAUUUCAAGUUACUCCAACUGAAAAGUGUUAAUGUUUAUGAAAAGGAUCAUUUUUGAUGACAGCAGGCGGGACAGGAAAACAAACACAUCUCCAAACCGGUCACAUUAUUCUGUAACAGGGUAUAAAUCAGGAUUCAAGAGGCGCUGAGUCUCAUCAGUAAAAAUGGGAAGAUGUUCACCACUCCAUGAGAAACUAGGAGAGGAAAGAGUUCAGAAGAAACAACAAAAAUAAGAUCAUAUCUGUGGAUUUAUUCAUCUGAGGUUCAUUAUUCUGUAUUAUUACAAGAUUCAAAGACCUGAACUGGUUUGUUGGGAUCUUUGGUCGCUCAGGUGACACUGCA
Molecule: messenger RNA, 36191 nt
Organism: Xyrichtys novacula (pearly razorfish)
Lineage: Eukaryota; Metazoa; Chordata; Actinopteri; Labriformes; Labridae
Source: the annotation of a GenBank genome assembly